UAGAAAUUCAUACUAAAACCAUUCGCCAUCUAGUAUGAAGAUCACAUUUGGUCUAGUGCUAACCGUGGCAUUAGUGGCCUCGCUAUGUUCGGCGAGCCCACUCUUGGUCACAAAGCACGUGGUGAAGCGAUUGGUCGCAAAACAUCAGCAACCAAAAACCGUCACCCAUGCCGUGGUCUACACACCAGUCGUUGCCCCAACGCCGCACGUUGUUGCCCAUUCUCCAUCGCUUCACGCAAAGCUAGCCAGCACACUCGGGGCGCUUCUGAAGAAUCCUCUGCUACAGCAUCCCUGGCUUGCCAAAUUCACGCCAGGCGGUGUCGUAGAGGUGUACCGCAAACAUGUGCCCGCUCCAGCUCCCUAUCCUGCUGCCGUUCCUGCCCCAGUGCUGGAUCUACCUCAUGAAGUAGAGGAACACCACACCGUCACCACCGUUGUAACUCCACCGCCACCACCACCACCACCAGCACCUGCUCCAACUCCAGCCCCGGUCGUUGUUCCUGCCCCAGUUUAUGGUGUUCCAGCCCCAACGUACGGGCUACCAUCAACCUCCGAACACUCAUCCGCAUCCUCAUCAUCGGCUUCCAGCAGCUCCUCAGCAACGGCAUCGUCCGGAGUGAAAUAUGUCGCCGUCAAUCCUGGCGCACGCCACGAAGCACCCCUGCCUGGUUAUGACCAUUCGGUGGUGUUCGAAAACCUAGAACCCGCCCCAGGAACUGAGGGAUUAACGAUGUUAGUGCCACCGGUUGUUUCAAACGAGCUAAACAACUGGAACGCCGAGCCAGUCGUGCUCCGGGGACAGGAUCUGUUGUCCUCGGAUUAUUUGCGCAUGGCCAAUGUGCCCACGGGGGUGGAUGGUACCGUUGAUGGUGAGGCAAAGUACGUCGCCAUCAACAACGGUGUACGGCACGAGGCACCCUUGCCCGGGUACGAUCAUUCGAUCGUGAUCGAAAAUCUGGACACAGUUUAGUGAACC
Molecule: messenger RNA, 976 nt
Organism: Anopheles maculipalpis
Lineage: Eukaryota; Metazoa; Arthropoda; Insecta; Diptera; Culicidae
Product: ras-associated and pleckstrin homology domains-containing protein 1-like
Exons: 2
Coding region: 35-970 (311 amino acids)
Source: RefSeq, a predicted model, not a curated record